AAGGUUAAUUUUCUGGUCUCGCUUCAGUCUCCGCUCAACCGCCCGCAUAUGGUAUAAAAGGUCCGGCUCCCAUUUCUCUCCCAUUCGCCAUUUCUUGGUCUCGGCGAGAGCGCGUUUCCCCAUUCCUUCCUCUUUGGAUCUCUCGCCCUCCCCCUGUCGGCUUGGAGGAAGGGUGAAAGAAUCCUAAUCGCCGUCUUCGACGAGAUUAUAGAAAAUGGCCGAUGCUGAGGAUAUCCAACCUCUUGUCUGUGACAAUGGAACUGGAAUGGUGAAGGCUGGAUUUGCUGGUGAUGACGCACCUCGGGCAGUAUUCCCCAGCAUAGUAGGCCGGCCUCGCCAUACAGGUGUUAUGGUUGGGAUGGGCCAAAAGGAUGCUUAUGUUGGUGAUGAGGCGCAAUCUAAAAGAGGUAUCCUUACUCUGAAAUACCCCAUUGAGCAUGGAAUUGUUAGCAAUUGGGAUGACAUGGAGAAAAUCUGGCAUCACACUUUCUACAAUGAACUUCGUGUUGCUCCCGAAGAGCACCCUGUACUUCUCACUGAAGCCCCUCUCAACCCCAAGGCUAACAGAGAGAAAAUGACACAAAUCAUGUUUGAGACUUUCAAUGUGCCUGCCAUGUAUGUUGCGAUUCAGGCAGUUCUUUCACUCUAUGCUAGCGGCCGCACAACUGGUAUCGUGCUUGAUUCUGGUGAUGGUGUUAGCCACACUGUUCCAAUCUAUGAAGGAUAUGCCCUACCUCAUGCCAUCCUUCGUUUGGAUCUUGCGGGUCGUGAUCUCACAGAUGCCCUGAUGAAGAUCCUUACAGAGAGAGGUUACUCCUUCACCACAACUGCAGAACGGGAAAUUGUAAGGGACAUGAAAGAGAAGCUUGCCUAUGUUGCUCUUGAUUAUGAACAAGAGCUGGAGACAGCCAAGAGUAGCUCUGCUGUGGAAAAGAGCUACGAACUCCCUGAUGGGCAGGUGAUCACGAUUGGGGCUGAGAGAUUCAGGUGCCCGGAGGUCCUCUUCCAGCCAUCCUUGAUUGGCAUGGAAGCUGCUGGAAUUCAUGAAACUACAUACAACUCUAUCAUGAAGUGUGAUGUGGAUAUCAGGAAAGACUUGUAUGGUAAUAUUGUGCUUAGUGGCGGAUCAACUAUGUUCCCUGGUAUAGCUGAUCGUAUGAGCAAGGAGAUUACAGCCCUUGCCCCAAGCAGCAUGAAAAUUAAGGUGGUUGCCCCACCUGAACGGAAAUACAGUGUCUGGAUAGGAGGCUCCAUCCUUGCCUCCCUCAGCACAUUUCAGCAGAUGUGGAUUUCCAAGGGUGAAUAUGAUGAAUCUGGUCCAUCUAUCGUCCACCGGAAAUGCUUCUGAGGUUGCCCAUGGUAUGUGCUCUGUAUGUUCUCUAGGCAGUUUUUUGUGUCAUGCAAUAUCAGGUCUGGUUGAAAUUGUGGUUUUGCUGGAGUAUGUAAGAAUUUGCUUCCGAAGUGGGUGUCAUGAGAGGCUUUCCUGGUUAGAAUAAUUAAGACUGAGGUGCCAUCUAGUAUUUGCAGUGGCUUCUGUAAACACUAUUGAUCUUCUUUUCUCCUCUUAUUUCUUAUCUUUUUAUAUUCA
This is a messenger RNA of Phoenix dactylifera (date palm), 1588 nucleotides long. RefSeq names its product actin-101. Lineage: Eukaryota; Viridiplantae; Streptophyta; Magnoliopsida; Arecales; Arecaceae. The record is from RefSeq and is a predicted model, not a curated record.